Molecule: messenger RNA, 1802 nt
Organism: Argiope bruennichi
Lineage: Eukaryota; Metazoa; Arthropoda; Arachnida; Araneae; Araneidae
Product: bis(5'-nucleosyl)-tetraphosphatase PrpE [asymmetrical]-like
Exons: 2
Coding region: 154-1005 (283 amino acids)
Biological process (GO): polyphosphate catabolic process
Cellular component (GO): cytoplasm
Molecular function (GO): phosphatase activity; endopolyphosphatase activity
Source: RefSeq, a predicted model, not a curated record
UUUAUAUGUAAUAUAUUAUUCCAAUUAGCAAAGCAACCAACUGUGGAAAGCAAGUGUUAUAUGGAAUGAGGAAUAAGUGAUUUGAAUAAUACCAUAAGUGUCAUCAAGUUCAAGAUAUAUAUACUUGGUGCUAGAUAAAAAUAUAAAUUUAAAAUGGUGUCACUGGCAGUAUGUUUUUUACAUUCUAUUAACAGGUUAAUUCCUAAGCCAACACGAAGAUAUCUUCACUAUUAUAAUAUUCCUCUACCUCAGGUGCUUCAUAGACAGUUGGAUUCUUCCUUCCUUGAACAGUUUGAAGAAAUAAUUGUAAUUGGUGAUAUACAUGGGUGCUUUGAUGAGUUGAUAACAUUACUUCAUGAAGCCAAUGUUGCUGGUGAUAAUGUCUUAAAACUAUUUGUUGGUGAUCUUGUAAACAAAGGUCCAAAAAACAUUGAAGUUUUGGAUUUAAUCAGGAAUUCUAAAUCAAUGUUAGCUGUCAGAGGGAAUCAUGAUGAAGUUGUUUUAAAAGAAUAUUUCAAUGCACAGAAAUCAGACUAUCAGUUAAAAGAAAAAAACUUAUGGAUUAAGAAUUUAUCUGAUGAAAAUGCCCGCUUUUUGACAGAGCUGCCAUAUACUAUUAGUUUACCAUCUUUAAAUACUAUAAUAGUCCACGCAGGUCUAGUUCCUGGUGUACCAUUAGAAAUCAAUGAUCCUACAAACAUGGUUCGAAUGAGGAAUGUUGUGAUGACAGAUUAUUUUUGGGAAGAAGGUUUAAUAGCUUCUGAAAAUACAAGUAAAGGAGAACCAUGGGCUCAACUAUGGGGUGGACCUCAGCAUGUGUACUUUGGACAUGAUGCAAAGCGUAUGUUGCAAAGACAUUUUCGUGCAACUGGAUUAGAUACUGGAUGUGUAUAUGGCAACUGGCUCACUGGAGUUUUUAUUUAUGGUCCUAGAAAGGGUGAAUUUGUUCAAGUGAAUGCCAAGGAAGUCUAUUCUAAACCUAAAUCAAAAGUGGUUGAAAACUAAGAAUAAUAUUUAAACAAAAAAAUUUCUUGAAUUUUUAUUAAAAUAAAAACAGAAUUAUUUUAAAGCUUUCAUGUAGUACCAUUUCAUUUUAUUCAAAAUUUUUUAAAUAACAUUAUUUUAUUUUGACAAAAAAAACUUUUUAUCAAAUUAUGUAAAUUUGCAUUUUGGGAUUUAUGCUUAUGAGCUGCAGCAUAAAAGGCUUUAUUUUAUUUCAAAAGAUAUUUUGAAUUCUUAUAUGGAAUAAAAUGUUUAUUUUUCAGUAAACUUAUAUAAAAUUUAUGAUUCUUGCAAUGUAAAAAUGCAGGAAUUCUUUUCAAAAAAGUUGAACUAAAUAUUUAUAGAAAAGAAAUCUUGCUGAAAAAUGUAUAAUCAUCAAAUACGGUGAAAACCAUUAUGUCUUUUGUACACAAGUAUGUUGAUUUAAUUAAAUAUAUAUUUAAGUCUUUUCUAAAAUAGUUUAAGAAGUUUUCUAUAAUUUUAUAAAAUAUAUAAAUUUGAAAAUUUUCUGUCAUGUCUUAAAUGUUAUUAUUAUUAUUAUUAUUUUUUGAGUUUUUAACAUGAAUAUAUUUGCUGCUUUUGGAGGGAUUGUAUUUUAACAAGAUCUCAGUAAAUAUAAGUGUGUAACUUUUCAUGUCAAUUUGAAUGUUUUAUGGGUUGAUUUUUUUCUGUAAUUUCAUUUAUGAGACAAAAAGCAUUUCAAUUUUCACUUAACGUGUAUGUGCAACUUCACAUGGUUAUGUAUUGCUGUAAACAGAUCAAUAUGCAACAAUAAAAUGAUGUAUAUUUUUUAAUCUCUA